GCGCAAGCUUCUGCUUGUUGUUCCCGCAGAGAGAGAGGCGAAGAAGAUGGCGGCCGUGUCAAGCGGAGGUGCUGCUGCUGCUGCUGGGUCCGCUGCGGCCGGGAUUACGCACUCUGCCCGACCGACCCACGCGGGCAUGGGCUCCCAGAACCGAGCCCAGCCGUCCUCCGGCAUCAGCCACGCCGGUCGCACCACCACCACGGCCCCGGGGUGCAUCAUCACCAGUCCCGGCCAUACUUCUUCGGCCACCAGGCCCCCCCCGGCCCGAGUGGGCCACUACGAAAUCGAGCGGACCAUCGGCAAGGGGAAUUUCGCGGUUGUUAAACUAGCCACGCACGUCAUUACCAAAGCGAAGGUGGCUAUAAAAAUAGUGGAUAAGACCCAGCUGGACGAUGAGAACCUGAAAAAGAUUUUCAGAGAGGUGCAGAUCAUGAAGUUGCUGAAGCACCCCCACAUCAUCCGCCUCUACCAGGUGAUGGAGACAGAGCGGAUGAUCUAUCUGGUGACAGAGUACGCUAGCGGCGGAGAAAUAUUCGACCACCUGGUGGCUCAUGGGCGCAUGGCGGAGAAGGACGCCAGGAAGAAGUUCAAACAGAUUGUGGCAGCAGUCCAUUUCUGUCACUGCCGCAACAUCGUCCACAGAGACCUGAAGGCUGAGAAUCUGCUGCUGGACCACAACCUCAACAUCAAAAUCGCAGAUUUUGGAUUCAGUAACCUGUUUUCUCGAGGACAGCUGUUGAAGACGUGGUGUGGCAGCCCUCCCUAUGCCGCGCCAGAACUCUUUGAGGGCAAGGAGUAUGACGGGCCGAAAGUAGACAUAUGGAGCUUAGGUGUGGUGUUGUAUGUGUUGGUGUGCGGCGCCCUGCCUUUCGACGGCAGCACUCUACAAAAUUUGCGGGCACGUGUCCUCAGCGGCAAGUUCCGCAUCCCCUUCUUCAUGUCCACAGACUGCGAGUACUUGAUCAGACACAUGUUGGUGCUGGAGCCCAGCAGACGGUUGACCAUGGAGCAGAUCAAUAAGAACAAGUGGAUGAGACUAGGAGACCCGGACCCAGACUUCGACAGGUUGAUAGCGGAGUGUGAGCAGGUGAAGACGGAGAGAGAGAUCGAGCUCAUCAAUGAGCAGGUGCUGAUAGCCAUGUGUGAGAUGGGCCUGGACCGAGAACGCACACUUCAGUCCUUACAAACUGAUGCAUACGAUCACUACAGCGCCAUCUACAGUUUGCUGGCCGACCGCCUCAAGAAACACAAGACCCUGCGCGUGGCCCCGCCCACACCGCGCUCCAUUAGCUAUCCUCUUAACGCCGUACAGCAGACGGAUCCGCAGGGUAAUCCCGUUAGCAUGACCGUUCCCCACGUCCAGCUCAUCAACCCAGAGAACCAGAUCGUUGAGCCGGAUGGCAACAUGGCACUGGACAGCGAUGAAGGGGAGGAGCCAUCUCCCGAGGCCAUGGCUCGCUACCUUUCCAUGAGGCGGCACACGGUGGGAGUACCAGACCAAAGGACAGAGAUGCAGGAGGACCUCCAGAAACUGCCACCAGGUUUCCAUUGCGGUGCAGUUCCCCAGCCCCUGUUCCCCUCACUGGCCCCCACUAUGGGCCAAAUGCACACUCUCAUGCCCACGCAGAGCUUGCAGCCCACACAGCAGCUGGAGUACAAGGAGCAGUCGUUGCUGCAGCCACCUACCCUGCAGCUGCUCAACGGCAUGGGGCCUCUUGGUCGAAGAGCUUCCGACGGCGGGGCCAACAUUCAACUACACGCUCAGCUCCUCAAGAGGCCCCGGGGGCCCUCACCGCUUGUUGCCAGCCCGCACCCGAUCCCUGCAGUAGCUCCGGUGGAUGAGGAAGGUUCAGACGGAGAGCCAGACCAGGAGGCAGUACAGAGGUACCUGGCGAACCGCUCCAAGCGGCACACGACGCACACGCUCACGAGCACAUCGCAUGGCGAGCCCUCGGCAGAGUCACAGCGGCCCCAGGGCCCCCGCCAGAGGGGGGGCUGGGCCCCCGACACACACAAUCGGUCCAGCUAUAAGGACUGUAACACGCUUCAUCUCCCCAUGGAGCGCUUCUCACCGGUCAGACGCUUUUCUGACGGAGCCGCCACCAUCCAGGCCUUCAAGGCUCACCUAGAGAACAGCAGCCUCAUUAAGCAACUCAAACAGGAGUGUGAGCAGCUCCAGAAAAUGUACGCCGCCCAGCAGGAUGAGCGAUUCCUGGAGCACACACAGCAACAGCAUAUCCUCUACCAGCAAGAGCAAAUAAUCCUCCACCAGCAAAUCCAGGGUCUGUCUUUAGGCCAUGGAGAGAGCCAGCCCAGUCACCUAACCCACCAGCUCCAGAGGUUGCACAUCCAGCCCUCCAGCCCUCCGCCAACACAUCCCAGCAACCACCUCUUCAGACAGCCCGACCAGAGCCCUCCGCCUUGCUCUGCAGGCAUGAUGCAAGGGCACGGAGGUCCGUCACCGGUGCAGUACCAGCACGGUGCUCCUGCGCUGUAUCAAGGCCAGAGUGGCAGCCCGCCUCCCACAGCACUGACUCGAGUCCCCCUCCCAACCAAUCAGCAAGCAGCAUCUGCUCGCCCCACCGUACCGUUGGCACAGGGUGUACCUCAACAACAGCAGGUGACCAUUCAGGUUCAAGAGGUGGAGCUGGGAGGUGGAGCACAGAGACAGGGCGGCUUUCUGUCCACGCCGGGCCACCGAGUCCUCGGAAAGCAGCUGAGCGCAGACAACGCCGAGACGCACAGUCGCAGCCUUGGCCGCUUCACAUCGGCUUAUGACCAAACUCAGUUUAAUCCCCACCUCUUCCCCGGCGACGCCGCCUCCCGGUGCGCCUACAGCCACUACCUGCAGGGAGCCUCCCUCAAAGUCCCGGGCCUGGAGGAGUACCAGAGCGGGGUGGUCGGGAACGCCACCUACGGCCCACCUUCUACACUACAGCAGGCCCUGCUCUCCCCAACUCCUCUGGAGUACCGCCCCCCGCAGCAUCACGUCACCCCCACCCUGCAGGGCCUCCUGUCCCCCCGCCACUCUCUAACGGGCCACGCCGACCCCAGGCUGCCGCCUCAAGACCUGGCCGCCCUGCUGAAGAGGCACAGCCCCCGGCCGUGCUCGGCGACCCCCACACCGCCUGGCGGUGCGCCCCCAGAAUACGGAGAGAUGCUGCUUCUCCGCCAGCUGAGCCAAGGGGAGAGCUUGGAGCUGCCGGCGCAGCAGAGUGCCCCCGGAGGCCAACACUAUCACCACCUCCUCCAGAUUCGACCCCCCGACGUGCAGCCACAGCAGCACCCGGCCCAGGCCCCUUGCCCCUUACCUCACUCGGAGAGCAUGGAGGAGGACGAGGUGCCAGCUGGCUACAACCACCCGCACGAGGGCCUGCUGGCCAAGGCAGGAGAAGGUCAUGAGCUCCUGGGGCCCCCCCAAGGAGGUACCCCGCCCUACACCUCCCCUACACACAGCCAUGGGGGCUUCAUAAGGAACGCUCCAGCAUCUAGAGAAUCCGAGCAUGCGGAGUGCAGGCCCCAAGGGCAGGCCAUGGAGGUGCCUGAUCAUAAUGGUGUGGGCUAUUCAGGAGUUCCCCAGGGUGACGCCUAUAGGUCCCGUGGACAGCUACAGCGCCACCACACCAUCCAGACCUGUGACGAUGCCUAUGAUCAGCCGGAGCCCAUGUCGGGAAUGAGCCUGUUGGCCGGGAAGGCCCUGAGCUCCGCUCGCAUGUCGGACAUUCUCAGCCAGACGUCACUGACGGGAAGCCAGCAGCUGCGCCAGCGGGAAGAGUCGGAGUGUGAUGUGGAAGAAGAGCUCCAUGCGGCGGCCUGCUACCCCUCCUCCUGCACCAGUGACAUGCUCCUCAGCUACAAACCCCCUGACCUGCAGUACAGCAUGGAGCAGGCUGGGGUCUAGCACAGGAGGGGGUGUCUCCUGUGUACAGCGGUCCAUAUCAGCCAUCCUGACUUGUGUUGACUUGAGCAGCAUCACGCCAAACCACCGCUCUCUGCCCAAACAGGGACGCUCCACGUCCAUCUGUCUGUCUCCAUCUGUCCUUGGGAGGGCAGUCUGCGCAAGAGAGGGGGAGUGUGUGUGAGGGGGGGUGCAGACAUUAGAAGGGUGGGGGGGGGUCACAGGUGGGGGGGUCACAGGUGGGGCCUCGGGAUUCCAAAGGUCAAAGUGCCAGCAUUUCCUGCACAGACAUCCAGCAUUCGUUGCCGCAGGUUGUCUUCUCUUUUCACCUCCCAUCACGGGUAGAUUGGGGUUCCACUCCUCCCUCUUUCGACUCGACCCCCCCCCCCCACACACACACACUCACACACACACACACACACACCCCUCGCCCAACUGCUGCCCUGACCUAACCCCCCUCCCCUUUCACCCUUUUGUCUUCUAUUAACUGUUGGCAUACUUCAUUAUGUGCCUCAUCGGCCAACGCAUUACUACAGUCAUAGUUGCAGGAACAUAGAGUCCCAUAACACAAAGAAACACACACACACACACACUGCUGCCACAAACCCAAAGUAUUCACAUUUGGUGUGAGAGAGUGUGCGUGUGUGCGCGCAUGACUGAGAAGAAGAGCGGAGGGGAAGGGUGUCUGAGAGGUUCAGUCUGCUCCCCCCCCUGCUGUCCUGCAGCAGAGCAUUCCGGAGUGGGCUGGAGUCUCUUCUUGGGCCGGGUGGCGGGUGUGUUUUUUGGGGUCAGGCUCCAACUGGGCAACAAAAACCGCUCCUUCCAAAGAUGGAGCUCAGUGACAUCAUCGCACAGGACAAACCAGCUCUGUGUUUUUCUUUCUCUUCUUUGUUCUGCCGUUCAUUUCCUUUUUCUUUUAUUUUCUUUUAGACUUCAGUUUUACAGCUAAUGUCCAUGUAGGCAUUACGGUCAAUAUUGUUACUCUUAUUGUUAUUACUGUUUUCUGUAAAAGAGGUUUUAUUAUAAUGAAUAUUAUUAUUAUUAUUAUUAUUAUUAUUAUUAAAGGAAAAACAGUUCUGUGUUGCAAGGAAGACAACAUUGUUCUUUGAUUACUUAAGUAAUUCUGCACUUUCGGUUCAAGCUAUCUUCUCUGUUUCCACCUCCUUGCAGCUCCUCGCUCUCUGUCAUGCUGUAGCUUUUCGCCCCCCCAGUCCUAACUAUGCCCCCUUUUGCUCAAUCCUCCCUUCCCAUGUCAGUGACAGUGUAUUGCAUUGUGGGUAGUUUUACCAGACAUUUGCUCCUUUCCUUGUACAGUGAUGCCAUGUAUAGAACGCUAUUGCAAUUUCUGUAUCAAAUCCUUUCUUUUUUUUGUUACUAUUUUUUGAUUUUAGAUGUUGUUGGGGAGGUUGUUUUUAUAUUGGUAUUGUUUAUCAUUUGUAUUAUUUUGGAUGUCUUCAAAAUGUUUUGUUUUUGUUUUAAUGAAUCGUGAGAUUUCUAGCCAAAAGAGGACGGAGAGAAGAGAGACGGUGCUCCUUCUGUCUCAGAAAAAAGAUUGUUCUUAUUUGUUUUAAUAUUAUUAUAUCGAGACACUUGAAUAAGAGGAAAGUAAUUAUUUUGUGUUGCUUUUUUUAAAGUAUAAUUUCAAUUGGAUGUUGUGACUGUCGUUCUUGUCGAUGUCGGGCCUGUUGUCUGUUACCGGGGUAGUUAGGCAGGCUAUACAGGGUCAGGCUUUGGUCUUUGUCUGGGGCGGUUCGGGUGCUACAGAGACUUGACGCUCUUAAAAAAGACAAAAAGAGACACAAAAAAACCAACAAACUGAGGGAAUAACUUGUAAUAUAGCUGACAUAUCAUUCUAAACAUCCCAUGUGUGGAAACGGACAAACCCACUUCUCUCUCUCUCUCUCUCGCUGCCCGCCUUUCUGCUGUGAUCCUCCCGCCACCUUUUACUACAUCGGCAUCUGAUCGGACGACGCUCUGCGGACACGGCCCCUCCUCCCACGCUAACCAAGGAGGAAACUACAACUACUAUUACCCCCCACCUUCACAAACCUGAAAGGGGAGAUCGGAGGAGGCGAUCCCUGCGUCCUGUAGUUGGAUUCACCUGGACACGCCUCCCAAGCCGUCAAAGGGAAACAUUUCAGGAGGCGACCACAGGAGGGAACAGCUCCAGUUGGACUUUAUCCGCAGCAGAGGAAUAUGAGGGCGGACCUUUAAACAUAUCUACUAAGGCCUGUGCCCUGAGCGCAGUCGGAUGGAGGCUAUAGCACACGUCGGACCACAGCAGAAGACAGAACCGCCCUUCUUUUAAAAUUUGGUUUUCUUUGUUGGACCCUCUAUUUAUCCUCCCAUGUACAGGACCCACUGGGUCCAUAAAGGGCCAGCAAGAGACUGUGGUGCGAAGAAUAAAGCUCCACUUUGUAUGUAUCCGUACUGGACAGACUUCACGACACCUGGCUGCAGCGGUUGACUUUUCGUGCGCUCUUCAUUCGCACCGUGUCGCUUCCUGUUUCGCCAACACUCGCUCCCAUUCAGAGCAGUUGGAAGUAGCUUUAGUGGUAAAUCACAGCCUCUAAAACAAUGAGUGUUAACACUGAAGUAGGAUGGAUUCACGAGAUUAUUUUUGCAUUUUCUGUUUUUCUUUUCCCCAAAGCGGAGUCCGUGUCUCUUUGGGCAGAAGGAGCUUGUGUCCCCGUUCCGUCCUGCCUCCAGCUCUCAUUCGCUCCUCUUUCAGAUCAGAUCUGAUUUCCUUCGUUGUUUACACCAAGCCAGAAGAAGUGAGAUCUGAAAGAGAAAACAAUGGAGCACUCGGGCAAGUUAUUGGCAGAGGAAACGGCUGAAAUUGAAGACACUGCGUGUCUCUUGUCCCGCGGCGGGAUAGAAACUCUAAAAUUAAGACCGGAGGCUCCGGCUUGUCUGAUAUCGUGACGCUUCAGAUCUGUGUUUGGGAGGUAAGGAGCAGCGUGUGAGUGGAAAGCACUGCAGGUGAUGGAGAGGUGAAGCUUCACACAUCUUCUGCCUGAUCAGACCCCCCCCCUGCUCAGCCAGCUCUGCUCCUGUUUCUUAGGUUCAUUUUGUUUUUCUAUUGGUUCAUUUUUGUCCUUUUUUUUUUUUUUUUUUUCAUUUCUGUUGAGUACAAAAAUACUAAAGUGCAACAACAAUGAUUAAAAAGAAUAUCAACCAAACUGCGAUGAAUAAAUAAAUAUAUAUAAAUAAAGAACUAAUUUAAAAAGGUC
Messenger RNA from Anarrhichthys ocellatus (wolf-eel), 7131 nucleotides. It is a transcript of the gene sik3, whose product is annotated as SIK family kinase 3. Gene Ontology annotation, biological process: microtubule cytoskeleton organization; protein phosphorylation; intracellular signal transduction. Gene Ontology annotation, molecular function: ATP binding; tau-protein kinase activity. Lineage: Eukaryota; Metazoa; Chordata; Actinopteri; Perciformes; Anarhichadidae. The transcript is spliced from 26 exons. The coding region runs from base 47 to 3901 and encodes 1284 amino acids. Gene Ontology annotation, cellular component: cytoplasm. The record is from RefSeq and is a predicted model, not a curated record.